UUCGCCCCUCCCACCAGCCGCUGGCCUGGGUUCAGUGUACGCCAAGAUGGCGGCUUCCAUCGCGUCGUAUCUUCCACAUCUUGGCGUUUGCAACUAAACAGCGUUUCUAUCUUCUUUCCAAGCUCAAAAGUAAGCAAAGGGAAACCGAGUCAUCGUCAAUGGAUGACGGAAGUGGUCUUCUCAUCAUUGCUUGGUGUGGGGAGCCGGUGUCAAUGUGGGCCUAAGGGAGAGCUGUCGUAACAGAGUAUGGCCACCGAGAACAGGAUCAAUUUUUGGAGGAGAAACGCAAAGGUUCCUGGAAGUGUGCAGCCUGUUUAUGGAGCACAGCAUCCUCCUCUUGACCCAUGUCUGCGACGUUUGUAUCCCAAAGACACAAAGCUGAAAUUAAAUAAUCCCAAGUCCAAGAAGACAUCAAGCUUCCAUGAAUUUGCUCGUAGCACAAAUGAUGCUUGGGACAUUGACGACGAUGAGGAAGAAGACGAUAUCCUUGGCGGCGCAGCCCUGUGUUCUUCCCUGCCCUCGGGACUGCAAUCCACGUUGACUCAGAAACAGAAGCACAAAGGUGUCACACAAAGUGGGAUUUCAAAAACAGUAGAGGAUGACACUGAUUGCAAGCUUGUGAACAGCAAGGUUGUCAAAUCAAACAGCGAGGUCCACCUCAGCACACCAUCAGUUCGCUCCACACUCCAGAAACAGCAGUCUUUACCUGUUCGACCCAUCAUCCCACUGGUUGCUCGCAUUUCAGACCAGAAUGCAUCUGGAGCCCCUCCCAUGACAGUGCGGGAAAAAAGCCGACUGGACAAAUUCAAGCAGCUGCUGGCUAGUGCCAACACUGACCUUGAUGAGCUGCGGAAGCACAGCUGGUCAGGCAUUCCGAGGGAAGUCCGUCCAAUCACCUGGAGGCUUCUCUCCGGUUACCUGCCGGCCAAUAAGGAACGCAGAGAGCUUGUUCUCAAAAGGAAACGAGAGGAGUACUUUGGCUUCAUUGUGCAAUAUUACCACUCCAGAACAGACGAGCACUAUAAGGACACAUACCGACAGAUUCACAUCGACAUUCCGAGAACCAACCCUCUGAUUCCAUUGUUCCAGCAGCCUGUAGUGCAAGAGGUAUUUGAGCGUAUCCUCUUCAUAUGGGCUAUCCGACAUCCGGCGAGCGGUUACGUCCAGGGGAUCAACGAUCUUGUCACACCUUUUUUUGUUGUCUUCCUCUCGGAGUUUGUCAUGGAGGACAUGGAGAACUUUGAAGUGGCUGCUCUGUCUCUGGACAUUCAGAGAAACAUUGAGGCUGACAGUUUUUGGUGUAUGAGCAAACUGCUGGAUGGAAUACAGGACAAUUACACCUUUGCUCAGCCGGGAAUCCAGAACAAAGUCAAAGCUUUAGAAGAGCUUGUGGGUCGGAUCGAUGAGGACAUUCACAACCAUUUCAAGAAGUAUGAGGUGGAAUAUCUACAAUUUGCUUUCCGAUGGAUGAACAAUCUGUUGAUGAGAGAGCUGCCACUGCGCUGCACUAUCCGCCUCUGGGAUACAUACCAGGCGGAAGCAGACGGGUUCUCACAUUUUCAUUUGUAUGUUUGCGCUGCUUUCCUUAUUGAGUGGCGUAAAGAAAUUCUCUCCAUGGUUGACUUUCAGGGCCUUCUUAUACUACUGCAGAACCUUCCCACAAUCCACUGGGGUAAUGAGGAAGUUGGCCUUCUUCUGGCAGAGGCUUACAGACUGAAGUACAUGUUUGCAGAUGCCCCCAGCCACUACAAGAGAUAGGCUGUCGCUUACAGCACAUAAUGUGCUUGAACGUGUGACCUGACUGAUUAACCCACCAAAACAGCCCUAUCACAUGUUCUUGAUGAAGGUCACACUGGACUUGAUGGAGAAAACAGGAUGUUUUGCCACCCUCUUUUGCAUUUUAACACUGGACUGUUACAGUAUAGAAGCACACACCUUUCAUCUUGCCCCAGUCAUGCAACUAUUGAUUGUUUCUCCUAAAUUUAUUUUCAGGAGAGCAUUCCAAGUUUUAAAGGGAUGAUGAAUGUCUUCAAUAUCCUUUUAAUCAAAGAUGCUAUAUAGAUUAUAUUUUUUACAGAGUUUUUUUUUUAAUUUAUGGAUUUAAGAAGUACUAAAUAUUUGCUUUGAGCUAAAAUAUUAGGAUGUAGAAGUCUUAAACAAGAAAAUAGAUUAACACUAUAAAGUGUUUUAGAAGGGAAAAAAAGCAUUUAACCUGUGUCACUCCCAACUCAAUUUAGAAAAAAAUGGACGAAUGGUCAGAAUUUCUGCAAUGCACAAUCAGCUAAUCAAAAUGAGAGGUCCGCUUAAAUCUCAAGGUAAGCAUGUUUUGGAAUCAUUACCUUUUUACAUUUACAGGAAUGUGAAUUAAUAAUAGUGGACUAAGAUGGAUGUUACAGUUCACAUUUCUAAAUGUGUCAGACAGCAUUUUUAGUUCUGUGGUUUACUUGUCAUUUUUAUGGACACAAAAUGCUCAAAGCGAAAUGAAUCCCACUAAGUUAAUGCAUCUUGAGCACUUGUGUUUCAUUUGAACUUGUUUCAUGAUUCAUCUGAAGCAUUCUUUUGAAAUUGUAUGUUUUAAUAAAUGUGGUAAUUUAGAAGUCAAAAAUACAACUCAUGUGGUUCACAAAGCCACAAAGUAUUAUACUUUCAUAUCUGGGAUUUGAAGUUUUGACUUAAGCACUCAAGUGCAUAAAUUGAGUAGUAUGAAAAGGUUCACAAUUUUAAUUAGACAUUAAAGAAAAGUGAAAGUUUAUAUGCAGUAGAUUGAUGACACAGCGUGAAAUAUUUCAAGUGUUUAUUUCUUGUAAUUUUAGGGGUUAUUACUUUCAUAAUAUGAAAACCUAAAAGUUGGUAUUGCAAGAACACCUGACUGUUUAUGAGACUGGAAGGGAAAAAAACCAUUUAAAAGUAUUUAACAGUAAUAUAUGAUAAAUAAGCUUUUGCAUUCUUGUAUAUAAAACAAAACAAAAAAUUAAUCUGGAGCCUUGUUACACCAACCAAAAUGACUGAAAAAAGUAUUUAACAUUUUCCACAGUAUCCUAACUAUUUGAUAUGUGCCUGUAUAGAGACAAUUUCCUAAAUUAUUGGAUCACAAAACUUCAUAUAUAGUACAUUAACUAUGGUGGUUUUACUUUUUGAUACAAUGGGACUUCAGGUAAUUUAGUCAACUGCAUCGAAGAAUACUAGUGAUUCAAUUUUGUUUGAUAUAAAGUCCUAUUUUACUUGAUAUAGUCAUUUGGAAGCAGUGAAGUUCUGCUCAGAAUAUGUGACAAUACAAUUGUAAUGUACUGUACUCAUGUCGUUUAUGGCGCUACAAAUAAUCUAAGUCAUCAAUCAUGCUUCUUCUUUCUGUGAUUUUUGUUUCGGCCUGUUUAUUCUCGCAUCCUUGAGAAUGGGAACUGGUCAUUGGCAAUCUCAUUCCUUGGCAUUGCAGAGGAUAAUUUAACAAUAGCAAAUGUUAAUUUGGUUUGAAAGUUUUAGACCUUUGGUACCUUAAUCUUUAUUAGAUAUCUAUUUUUUCUGCUAAAAAGUUGAUCGAGCAUCUAUUACGUUGUUGUGUUGCUAAUGUCAGUUUUAGUGUGGAAGAAUGCUGGCUUUUUACGGCAGCUGUUGAAUACAAUGUUUUCUUCGGUGUAAAUGAAUCACUUGGCUUUUCUCAUGUCAGUUCACUGCAAAGUUUUUUGUCGGUGAGGUGCUCAUAAUACCUUUCUACCUAAAUUAAUAAUUUUCUGUCAGGUCUGAUUGAAUUUUGUUUUGCUAAAAUAUGUUCGCUACCAAUGAGUGUUAUUCAUUCAGGUACAAUUUCCCCCAAUGCCUACCAUCAAGGCAUUGUUUAUUCCAUUUUUUGUGUUCAUUUAGUGUUAACUACCGACCAAAUCAAAAUGUGUUCAUGAAUGUCUAUUUCUGUUCGAUUAAUGCCAAAUAGUUAUUGCGGUCAAUAUACACUGGCUGUUAAAUCAGCAGACAUUUACUAAUGCCUUAAAGGAAGAAUUUAAUUAUUACAGUUCUUGCUGUAGUGUUACUUGUUUAUAUUAAACGAUUGAUCAUUUGGCCAACCUUGUGGUCCUGUGGUCUUUUGUGUUUCUUGGUUGAUGAAGAAGGGAUGUAAUAAAAGCAUUAAGCGGAUUUUAGGGGGGGGGCAGGGAGGUCAGGCCCCCUGCUGGCCGAAAAGUUUCAUUGCAU
Corythoichthys intestinalis (scribbled pipefish) is the source of this 4182-nucleotide messenger RNA. RefSeq names its product TBC1 domain family, member 22B (gene tbc1d22b). The coding region runs from base 247 to 1758 and encodes 503 amino acids. The record is from RefSeq and is a predicted model, not a curated record. Lineage: Eukaryota; Metazoa; Chordata; Actinopteri; Syngnathiformes; Syngnathidae. Gene Ontology annotation, molecular function: GTPase activator activity. The transcript has 14 exons. Gene Ontology annotation, biological process: activation of GTPase activity.